Molecule: messenger RNA, 2005 nt
Organism: Triticum aestivum (bread wheat)
Lineage: Eukaryota; Viridiplantae; Streptophyta; Magnoliopsida; Poales; Poaceae
Exons: 3
Coding region: 358-1725 (455 amino acids)
Source: RefSeq, a predicted model, not a curated record
GUGGUGCUGACUGCUGACUGACCGGCCGGUGACCACGGGAAAAGAUCCAGCGGGCUUCGUUUAAACGCCGGCCCACCGCGUGCACCCAUCCAACUGCUUCUUCUACUUAAGCGGAGCCACCCCACAGCUGCCACACCGGCAGCCACCUCGCCCAUCUCUCCUCUCCCUCCCUCCCCAUCACUCCUCCACCUCAGGCUAGCUUUCAACCCCGCAAAACCUCGCCGGCCCGGCACAGUCGAGCCUGCACUGCACGCGCGCAGCCCGCGCAUGCAUUUCCCGCCGACGCGCGCCGCAGCUCGCCGGCACCAAGCUCGACCGUAGCACGCGCGCACGCAGCAUACUCGGCACUCGGCACCGAUGGGGGCGGCGGCGCCGCUGACGCUGCGGGACUUCCUGGAGAUGGCGUGCGAGUCCAGCUGCAGCGACGGCUUCCGCUCCUACCCGCGCCGCCUGCUCCCCUGCCCCGUCUCCCACUCCGACGACGCCACGCAGGAGAAGCUUAAGGCGGAGACGGCGCCCGUGCGCCUCCUCAUCGAGGCCGACCUGCGGCGGAGCCCGUCCCGGACGCUCUCCUCCAUCCUCUUCCCCCGGAGCCCCCGGUCGCUGGCCGCCAUCUCGCGCCUCUCCAGGACCCUCUCGCGGCGGCUCGUCUUCUGGAGGCGCCACCCCGGCGACGACGACGGCAGCGAGCGGGACUCUCUCGGCCUCCCGUCGCCCGUCGUCAGCAGCUGCUCCGCGUCCGAGCACGCCGAGUCGGACGCGGAGGCGCCUGGCCCGCCGCCCGUCGACGCGGCGGAGGAGAAGCCCGCCUCGAAGCCUUCGCCGUCGUCCAGCUCGGGCAGCGUCGACGCGGACGACGGCCACGCCGCCGCCGGAGCCAAGCACAAGGAGCAGCAAGCCGAUGGUGGCGAUGCCGUGGGGUCGACGGAGGAGGAGAAGCAGCAGCUGAGCCCCGUCUCCGUCAUGGACUUCCCCUUCCAUGACGACGACGAAACGAGCGACGCCGGCACCUGCUCGCCUGCUACCUCCUUCCAGCACUGCCUCCCCGACGAUCCCGAACGUACGUUACGGUCGAACAAGGCGCAGGCGCAGGAACUGCUGCUGCUGCACAAGAUCCGACGGCUCGACGGCCUGGCGCAGGCUGUGGGCCCCGUGGAUCUCGAGGCGCAGUUCGGCACCGAAUCUGAUCGCCAGUCUGCGGAAUCUGACGACACGCACACCCAGACGAGCAACUGCAGCAGCACCAGCGCCGACCACGGCGUGGCGGCGACGUGGUCACCACGGUGCCGGAGCGCCGAUCGUGAUGCAGAGCGCGAGCCUGACGUGCCCCGGCGCCUCCUCGCGCGACUCCUCAAAGACGACGACGACGACGGCACGGCAGUUACUUCGGGUGCCACGGAACGGCUGCUCCUGGACUUCUUCGCGGAGGGGCUCGACCGGCGCCGUGCGUCGGAGGCAGGGCCGGUGGUCUCCCCGGUGAGGCCGUCGGACGACGAGUCGGCGCUGGUGCGUGCGGCACAGGAUUGGGUGCAAGGUGCCGGCACGCGGUGGGGCGCGGAGGACGUGCUGUUCGCCGGGGAGGCGGCGCUGGCGGACAUGGACCGGGGUCGGCGGUGGGUGCGCGCCGGCGAGGAGGAGCGGGAGGUCGGCGCCGCGUUGGAGGGGCUGGUGAUGGACGAGCUGGUGGCCGAGCUUGUGAGCGACUUGGCACUGGCACGCCGUUGACGUACUAUGUAAAAAAUGUGCACGUCGUGCGUGUACCCGUGUGCCGCUGGUUUGGUCUGGUAGGAAGGGUUGACGCGUUGAGUCUUGAGUGCACGUUAACUCGAGUGUUAAAACAUGACGUGGUUUCACAUGCAUGGUGGGGUGGUGCGAGCAAAUUGAUACUCCAUAUCGAGUACUCCCUCCCUCCGUUUCAACUCAAACCAUGCCCCUUAUUUUGGAACGGACGGAGUACUUCGUGCCUUGUUGAGGCGAAUUGACACCACACAUCGUUAUGACAUCA